Toxoplasma gondii ME49 is the source of this 1972-nucleotide messenger RNA. RefSeq names its product suppressor of mitotic defects protein (gene XPMC2). The coding region runs from base 521 to 1606 and encodes 361 amino acids. The record is from RefSeq and is a predicted model, not a curated record. Gene Ontology annotation, molecular function: nucleic acid binding; 3'-5' exonuclease activity. Gene Ontology annotation, biological process: rRNA processing. NCBI's taxonomy places the organism in Eukaryota, Apicomplexa, Conoidasida, Eucoccidiorida, Sarcocystidae. The transcript is spliced from 5 exons. Gene Ontology annotation, cellular component: nucleus.
AGAACUGCUUUGAUUUAAUUUUAACGGGACCCGCAGGGCGUGAAAAAACGGGUGGCGUGAGCAGAACGAGAAAAUCCCUGGUGUGAGACUCUUCCGCGCGGCGCUGCUUGCCGGUUCAUACGCGUUCCCUUGCGUCGGCGAGACUGCAGCAUGAGUGCCGGAGUAAGCUGGAUUUUUCAGCCUGUAUGUAGCCGCUUGAACUGAGCAGAUUGAAAAUAUCGUACAUGCGAGUGACUUUGUGGGGCGCCUCAUGCCACGGUUCUCUCCUUUUAUGGACACUGAACCGGAUGCUCAGACCUGGUCAUCAUCUACCACACGCGUCGGCCCCUGGCGGUCUUCCGCAUGAGAAGCCCACCCAACGCCGGAUCUUUCACUGACUUCUUCGUAGAUGCAUGUCCGUGACUAGGACAUUUUUAUCCGACGUUAGUACGGGGCCUCGAGCGACCGUAGUCCUAAACUAACUUUAUUUCGAGUAGCUAAGUUCUGCCUGAACCUUGCCGCUCGCCGUCCCGAUUCAACGAUGGUGACAGAGUCCCAUUCACACAGUGGUUUGGCAAAGCGGGGCGGAAGUAUUCAUCGUUCUCAAGGCCGUGGAGACGGUCACUCUAACCAGCAACUGCGACAGCUCUUUAACCACAGCCGAACCCGAAGGAUCCAGGGGGGGCCCUCUAUCGUGAGACCACCCGCACCCGCUGUUUCACUUGAUUGUGAGAUGGUAGGGUGCGGUCCAGAUGGAAACAUCAGUGCCCUCGCCCAGGUUUCGAUCUGCGAUGAAAAAGGCGAGGUUCUGCUGGACGAAUUCGUUAUGCCAGACAUGCGAAUCACGGAUUUCCGUCACCACGUCACUGGUCUCUCCUGGAGCAUACUCCGGGACAGAGGAAUUUCUUUUAAUGCGGCUCGUACUCUCGUCACCGAUAUAAUUCGAGGGAAGGUUCUCGUUGGUCACGCGCUUCAGCACGAUCUUCAGGUCCUAGCCCUUGACCAUCCUGUGCACAUGAUUCGUGACACCAGCAAGUACAAGCCGUUGCGCCCGCCCGGCCUUGCCCGAAAUGCUGUGCCUUCCCUUAGGCGAUUGACGAGCCACUGGCUGAAUCGUGAAAUCCAGACAGGAAUACACAAUUCUGUGGAAGAUUGUCGUGCAGCAAUGGAUCUUUAUCGGAAAUUUCAGUCGCAGUGGGAGCGUCAGUUUCUCGCUGUCAAUGAUGCACAGAACAGUCUCACUUCGAUAGAAUAUUUAGAGGAUAAACUUGAUCACGAAUCAGGAACGCUACAGACAGCGAACACACCCGGACAGGCUCCCCGCAAGCGUGCUAGAAGUGACCAUGGUGUUGCCCGUCAGAGAGGCUCUGAAGUGUACGACUCCGAUGACAGCGGCACUUCUGAAGCGGCCACUGUUGUAGCGUCGGAAAGUAGCCACCCUUCCAGCAACGUCAGUGCUCAGGGACGCAAGCGGCAACGAUCUGUGGAAAACGGUGCGCGGGAUGGGGUCAGCGGCUACGAUCGAACUAAGGAUGCAGACGGAUUCCCUGGAAUUGAUCUCUCGGGACUGACGAAGAAGGAAAGAAAGAAGCUGAAGAGAAAGCUUUGUUUAGGACGCCGUGGAUGACUAUUAAAAUUUAUUGGGGUAUCAGCAGCGGCGAUUGCGUUUGGAGAGUUUUUUGACAAGUGAAUAUAUGGGCAGAUUUUCGAUCGUUGCUUCCACAGCGGCAGCUCUCAUGAGACAAACGGGUCGCUGAUUUUCUUCUGGCGUAUCGGGUUACCUGCUCACUAUAGUAAGGUACCAAGCGAACUUCAACUGAUUAAGUGUUUGCUCCGUGUAGCGCCACCCGUGGCAGCAGCGUUGAGCUGGUGUUAUGACACCCUGAAUAUGUGCCAGCUCGUACAAUCGUCUUUUUUUGAGAACAGGAAGUGGCGAGUUGUAUUUGUGCUGCCAUGCUAGACGUUCGAAACAAAAGCUUUCUGCACAUAGGGC